UCUGCAAAUGUUAAUGUGUUCUACACAAAGAUAUUUGAAUAGCAGGAUGAAGCACAAACAGAUCCUCAAUGCAGGUGAUGUCACAUCUCAGUUUAAGAAAGGACACUUUAGAGGACAGUCAGACAGCAAAUAUAGAAACAUACUGCACACAGCUGUAUUAUCAUGUUAGCCCAAAACACAGAACCAUAAAAUCCUAUACUGGGACUGUAUAGGUAGAUGCAUCAGGAACUUGUUUUACAGGUGGCCAGGGAGUAGUUUUGCUGCCAUUAGUCACUCUGUAUUUCAUGAGUCCAUAGUCUUAUUGUUGAGUGAUGAUAAUGAAAUACUAAAAGUCUUUCAGUGGUUGGUGCAUCUUCAUUUUUAGGGCUGGGGUCGGAAGGGUCAGUUAGAUUCAUGUAACCACGAAAUCAUCAAACAAAUGCCAGAGAUAUUUUCUUUUGGCUCCCUCUGAAGAUGUUUAAGUCAGGUGAUGCUAUAAUUGGUCCUACAGGGGGCAGUUUGAGGCUACAGUGUUUGACACCCAUUUAAGACAACAACUUCCUUGUUCCCUCUGUGACAAACAAGUUCAGCUUCAUGCACUUUGCUAAUCCAGUGACAGUGUGGGACUGUGGGGACAAAAAGGAUUUCCUGCUCAUUGUAUCAUCCUUUCUGUUGUGAUAAACUGCAAGUAAUGUAAUCCAGGUUAAUUAAAUUCAUGUCUGAGGGGCGGGCAUGAGACAGGAUCCUCCGAAUAUCAAGUUGUUCAUUGUAGCCCCACAGACAGAAGGAAAGGGAGGGUGGAAUAGCGCUGGUGAGAGAGUCAAGGACCGCCAGUGCACGAUCCAGCGCUGAGAGCAUCGAUGAGGAAGUGUGACUGAACCUGCGGUGUGCAGGGAGGGAGGCAGCUCACCCGUGUAGUUCCUGGAUCACCCAUCAAAUCGUGCGGACUGGUGACCGGAUCGUACUGGGAGUUAUCGGAAUGUCAAGGGAAUAAUAGGACUAAUGUGCCUUACUGGCACCGAGUCGGUGCCAUCUCAGCGGUGAGUGGAGAGAAGGAGAGAGCAGGAGGAGGAGGGGUAGACAGUCUGGCAGACAGGUGCGACUCCACAGCCUGUUUCAUUUUCUCGCGGUCCUAUUAAGUAACAGAGCCAUGGAUACCCGCAAGGAAAACAAGGUAAGAAAAGCAAUGAAACCCAAAACGACGAAGCGAAAAGAGAAGAAAUACAAAACCGGGAGGUUUACCAGGAGGAAAUCGCUGCGAUCAUUUGGGAAUUUCAUGGGAAGGAUCUUAAAAACUUUGGGCACUUUGGCACACUUUGGCGACGUGGAACCGCCGGACGCGGAGGACGACGACGGCGGCUUCGGGCAAAGCGCGUCGGGUGGUUUCAAAGACUGUUCGCAGAUCUCCAGGGAGGGGGCCGUGAAGAAGAGCUCCACGGUGUCCUCCGCUCACGGCUCGGUGAAAGACAGGCUGUCGUGGUGUUACGGCGACAAGACCCCGGGGGUGCUGGGACUGAAGAACCACGGCAACACCUGUUUCAUGAACGCCGUGGUUCAGUGCCUCAGCAACACGGACCUGCUGGCCGAGUACCUCGGGCUGGAGCAGUACAAGUCGGAUGUUUGUCACGGGAGGGUGAACGGGGAGGUGAGAGGCGACGAGCGGCAGGGCGUCAGGGGAGAAGUGACCGAGCAGCUGGCGUUGCUGGUUCGAGCGCUGUGGACGCUGGAGUACACACCGCAGCUGUCUGUGGAGUUCAAGAGCACAGUGGCAAAGUACGCCUCUCAGUUUCGAGGAAACUCUCAGCAUGAUGCCCUCGAGUUCCUCCUCUGGCUUUUGGACAGAGUUCAUGAAGAUGCUAAUUCCAGCCCCAACAACAACAGUAACAGCAGCAGCAGGAAGACCAAAGUCAGCGCCAAGGGACACAGUUCAUCGGAGGAUCCGUCCAGUCCCAGUUCAGCCAGCACACAACAGCCUCGAGAUCGACACAGUUUUGUCCAGGAACAUUUUCAGGCUCAAUACAGGUCUUCUCUGACGUGCCCUCAUUGCCUUAAGCAGAGCAACACCUUUGACCCAUUUUUAUGUAUUUCCCUGCCGAUUCCCCUACGACAAACCAGGUCAAUGUGUGUGACGCUGGUGUUCAAUACGAAGGGUCAGAGGUACCUGCGCGUGGGGCUGGCUGUACCUCUGUUUGGUCCCUUGUCCUGCCUGAGAGCCAUGGUGGCAGAGGAGGGCAAAAUCCCCCCAGACCAGGUCAUCCUGUCAGAGUUGUACUCCACGGGUUUCCAGCGCUCUUUUUCAGAUGACGACGACCUGACGGCGAUUGCUGAUAGCGACGUUGUCUACGCCUUUCAGGCUCCACCCCUCUACAGCCGUGGAGGCUCCACCACAUCGCACUCAGGGUAUCACCACAGCCUCCCAUCCUCCCCCUACAACUCUACAGCUGGACCUGAUGGUCAGAGGUUACCUCCAUCUGGCACCCUCUCCUCUGAAUACCUGAACCAGGGCGGCUCCACAAAGGUCCUCCUCCUGAUCUGUAACACCGCAGGGUCUGGCCAGCAGGCUGUCAGGUUUGGACCUCCAUUUCUCAUGCAUGAGGACAGGGGCAUCUCCUGGGACCAGUUGCAGCAGAGCAUCCUCAGCAAGCUCUAUUAUCUGAUGCUGAAUGGAUCUCAGGCCCAGAAUGCUGGGCUGCUGUUUAAGAUCAGAGUUGUGGGGGGAUCGGCAGCGUACAGUUACCUGUCCCCGCAGGACAGCAGGCCACUGUACCACCCUGCAGUUGAGAGAGUUCUGAAGUUCUGUGGCCCUGGGGGGCCGCCCCAUGUGAAGCUUAUCAUUGAGUGGGAUCACAAGACUAAAGAAUGUUUGUUUGGCAACAUCCAGGAAGAGGUCGUGAAGGAUGCGGAGAGUGUGAGGAAUCAGCAGCAGCAGCACCUGCAGCAGCACAGCUGUACCUUGGAUGAAUGCUUCCAGCUGUAUACCAAAGAGGAACAGCUUGCCCCAGACGAUGCCUGGAAGUGUCCCCACUGCAAGCAGCUUCAGCAGGGCAUGGUGAAGAUGAGCCUGUGGACUCUUCCUGACAUACUGAUCCUCCAUCUCAAGCGCUUCCGACAGGUAGGCGAGCGGAGGAACAAGCUGUCAACCCUGGUGCGUUUCCCCAUGACUGGUCUGGACAUGGCCCCCCAUGUUGUGAAGAGGAGUCAGAGCAUGAGAAACCUGAACUCAGGAGCUUGGCCACCUUCCUGGAAGCAGCACUCAGGUCAGCACCAUCAACCUGCUGACAUGAUCCUUCCCCACGACUAUCUGUACGACCUCUAUGCUGUGUGUAACCAUCACGGAGGAAUGCACGGAGGACAUUAUACUGCUUACUGUAUGAACUCGGUGGAUGGACAGUGGUAUAGCUACGAUGACAGCAGUGUUGACUUGGUGCCAGAGGAAGAAGUAUGUACCAGAGGAGCCUACAUCCUUUUCUACCAGAGACGUAACACCAUUCCUCCAUGGUCGGCCAGUAGCUCCGUCAGAGGAUCCACAAGUUCAUCAGUGUCAGACCACUGGCUUAUCAGAUUGACAGGGGACAGUAAGCGAGGUAGUCUGGUCUCUCGAUCCUCCACCACCUGCCCAUCUUCCAUACCUGACUCACCAGAGUCUCCAGUCUUCCUUGACAAUGGCUCUAAAGAGGAAAGAGGGGGUUUUGAGAGCAGGCCAUUUAUCAGGGGUCUUCAGGGACGCAGCGUGAGCAUGAGAGCCCCCAGCAAGACCAAGGACACCCUGAACAAAAUGCUUCCUCUGCGCUGGUCCUUUGGUUCAAAAGACAGACGGAAACCUGACCCAGUUCCUUCAGCUCUCCAAGAUCCUGCCCCUGUAGAGUUGGUACAGUACUUGGAAUCUGGCCGGCGGCCCCGGUGCACUAAGGAUCCAAUAGUAACACUCAUGAGUGAACCACGCAGCACAAAGGAAACUGCUGCAACCAAUGUCCGCUCUUCCAGUGUUGGGGGCAUAAGUUGUGUGGGUAAGACAGGAGAUGAGUCUCCACAGGUACCAGAGGGGCAGAGGAGGCCAUCAGAAAAGACAGCCAGUUUGAGACGCAGCAAAGGAAACCAGACAAGAGAUGAGAGCACCAUGAAUUUCAGCAGUAGCUCUAGCAGUAACACCCUCAAUAGGAGUAAGGAUGCCAGGAAACAGAGCUCCUCCAAACCUUCCCAGGAUACUGAGGUAAAAAAGAGUUCCAGUGCUGGAGUUCAGUCCAGCUACAGCACUCCAAGUCUUCAUGAUGGAACUCUAAGAAGACAAAAAGGGGACAGGAUUGAUCGGGAACGUGAGGGUACAUGUGAAGGAAAUUCUAAGACCAAGAAAGGAGAAGUUCUCAAAAACCAUGAGGGACUGCUCUCCUUCUUCAAAAGUAACUUUAUAAAGAAGGAAAAGGACACAAGGAAGUCCAGGGAGGGUGAAUCAGGGAAAGGAUCAAGUGAAGAAGGAAGCAGGAGGACCCUCUCUAGGCUGUCAUUGUCCAAUGGGGCAGCAGGAGGAGGAACUCGGAUGGAGGGAGACAAGUCCAAUGGCUCAGGCCAUCUGGGUGAUGAGCUGGCAAAUGGGAAGGUGGGACGAAAGGCUGACAUCAAACGCUCCCAGAGCUCCUCCAACAUCCCCACCAAAGCAGAGCAGAGCAUGCGCAGGACAGCAUCUUUGCGUCGUAAUGGGAUGUCUACAGCCCUGGGACCAUCACGCAGCCUGACAACAGACAAAUCAUCUUAUGGUACCCUGCAAAAGACCCGUUACAGCACAACCUCACUUGGGCGCAAAAGGACAGUCCCCGAGUCCAGCUUCUGACACAGAGAUGUUUAACACUUCCACUCUCACAAAGCCUUUUAGCUGUUAGCAAGUGAAUGGCGUCCAGUCUCUGAGGCUCUGUUUACACCUUGCACUAAAUGUAUCUUUGGGGAUUUAAUCACAAAUGGACAGCUGUAAGUACAGGUGUGAAUGCACUCAAACGCUUUGAACACACACUGAGGUCCAGUCACUCACACCACAUUCAGAGGUCGUCUUGGUCACAUAUGACCACAUUCUUUUACCAGUGUGUAUGCAAAUGUGUCCUACACCACAGUGAAAGACUCAAAUGAUAUCUUCCACAAAACAUAAGAAGACACAACUGCAGGCAAAAUGGUGUCACAUGCACACGCUAUCACCUCCCUUUGGUUUGCUGUAAUGCAUAUAAAGUGUUUGGGCUCUCGUAUCUGUCAAGAUAAGCAGCAGGUGUUUGUGAAUACACUGUUUCUCCUGAUUUCACCAUUUAAACAGUAACUUCAGUAUACCCAGACUGAAAAACCUUUUGAGACUUGUUGGGUGAGGAGAAAGUUAAAAAACUUUGCGACUUUACUUCAUUAACAAAUCAUUCAUGCCUUCCUGGAAAAUCUGCAUGAAUCACAAUACAUUAAGUUGCUUAUUUCCUUGUGAAUAACAUUAUCAGUUUGUUGCGGCAUCGCUGCAUCAGUGUGUCAGCUACUCCAUGUCUAAAGAGUUUCUUACCUGUUUACAUUUAACAGCUAUUCACCUUCAGCGCAAGAAAGUCAGACCACUUGCAUGUGUUGUAAUUUAUAUCACGUGACGCUUCUCAGACCAACAUUAGUUAUUUGUUUUUUGUGUCUCUUUGUGCUAUUGCAUCUGGGGAAAUGAGAUCCAACCCAAAGUGGUCACUGGAAAUGUAUUCUAAUGACGUGUGAACUGACAUACAUGAAGCUGUCCAUUUGAUGAAUGUUAAUGCCAGGUGUGAACAGCCUCUGAGAUCAAAGCAAUAGGGCUCAAUUCACAGUGGUACGCCUUUUUGUUGCCAGAAAAUGAACUGGCUCGCACCAUGGAGUUGAGACACAUGGAGCAAAUUAAGGGUCCUUCAAUGUUGUGUUAUAAAGAGCAGAAUGAAAUGAUGUGAUGAUUUUUAUUGUUUUUUAUAUUACUUAAAACAAGUGCCUGAGCAACAAAUAUGCAGUUUAGACCAAUGAGUUUGUCUGGGUAGCACUGGAAGCACGAAAUCCCUUAGACACACACACACACACACACACACACAUAGCUACAAGCAUGAUAUCCACAUUUGUGUCUUAUUGCUGUAGUUUGAGUUUAGAGUAGAGUUGGAAUUCAUCACUGCAUUUUGAAUUCUUACUGUCGUUUGCUUACACUCAAGACACAAUGAUUGUGUUCAUUUAUAAGAAUGUAAUGUGUCCACUUGAUUGACGUUGGUGCUUUGAGGUAGCAGUUUCUCGUAAGCAUCCAUUUGGAUCACUUUAAACCAAAAGAAGUGUUUUGAUGAAGUAUUGAUUUAUCCCCAUGUGAACCAGACUGCAAUCAUGGUUUAUUUUGAGUUAAAAUUGCUUAGAAAAUAUUAGAAUCCUAACUAAUUACUCGCUGGGAGUGGUAUUCUGGUGGAUCAGAGACCUGGGUUUAUUAAUCAAUAUUUGACAAAAACAAAUGACCAGUAGUGUUAUAAAGCUGAGCAUCACAGAAUAUUCAAUAUUGUUGCAGUCUCCUCACUUAGAGAACGUGUACACUUUUUCUGUGACAUCAUUUAACAAUAUUGAAUGCAUUCCGUGCAUUUACUGUGUAUUUGUUGUAAGUUAACAUUAUUAGCGGUCAACACUCACUAAGAAUUCUGCAGAACAGAUCGCACUUAAGUUUGUACAUAUUCUUCCACCACAAUUUAUCACUUAAAACUGCAUUUAGUCAAUCAGUAAAUUUACUGUAUAAUUACAGUCUAUAGUGCGGUCCCUCCAGUCGUACAGCUUGCAAUAAACUUUUACUGUGAAAGACUCCAUCAUGGCUUCCUUCAGCUAGAGUCAGUGACACUGGGGACUCUGUUCCCUUCAACGAAUGUUUUCAUUAGUAUGAUAGAGUAAAUGCAAACAUAAAAAGGAAACUUUCACAGCUUAGAGUAUUUUUAUAAAUUAUGAUGGGGUUUAUGUUCUGUGAGCUUACUUUAUACACUCUGGAAGAUUUAUUUUGCUAUGGGAAACAUGCAAGAAUAUUUCAUGUACUUUAAUAUGUUAUGCUUGCUUAAUUUUACUAUCUUUUAUUAAAAUAACCAACAUUUAGGUAUCUUUUCACAGAAUAACUUGCCUCACAUUUAAAUUAUUACCCUUAUACUUUUGGCCCUAGUGCAGCUUCAGCCAGAGCAACUGGGAGACAAGCACUGCUCUGAAAGUUUUUUAGAUAACUGGUGGAGGACAAAAGAGUGUUAAUUUCAUUUUCAUGACUUGCAGCCACAAGUUAUAUGUGCACAGAUAUUUCCAGUGAUGCCUUCUCAGGCUCUACACAUGUAUGGCCCUACGUUGAUAUUUGCACAGUGCUGAGAUUUAAUUUGCACAUAAUAAGGGAAUGCUUUUAAUUAAAUAACAUUACUGCUUAAAAAGAUUGAAUGGCAAUGUGGUUAUACAGUCAGUCAGUCAUGCCUCACUGUUAGGUGCAAAAUGAAAUAUAAAUGAAAAUACUUCGCCCUCAGAAAUAGCAGUGUAUAACUGUCAAGAUGGUGUGACAGCUAAUUCAGUUUGUUAUUUAACUUGAUGAAUAUACAAGACAUUGCAUGGCCCACACCUUUUGUAUAUUCUCUUCUUUGUAUGGGGAAUCACACUGAAUAUGCAUCUUUUAUUCACCUCCUGAGUUUUGCAGCUUUCAGCUGUAUAAAUAGAGAAACUCAGAACCACUUGAAUAGGAAAAAAGUUUAUUCAUGUUAACUGCACAAAACCAGAAUUAAAAAUGGAAUUUCGCUGCAAAUAAAGCAUUUUGUUCAAAGCUUUUCACAAUGCCCCACUUCAAUAUUACAUUUGCAAUAAUAGAGUUAUAAGUUCAGAUAUCAGUUAUACAAUAAACAAGCAUGUCUUUUUUUAUUAUUCGGAAGGAAUCUGUAAGGAUUAAAAUUGAAGCAUCUGCAUUAUGGAAGUCAGUUUUCUAUGUAGAUCAUCAGUAUUGUGGUGCAGUGGUUAACGCUGUCACCUCACAGCAAGAGGGUUCUGGGUUUGAAUCCCAGUCUGGGCCCUUCUUUGUGUAGUUUGCAUGUUCUCCCUGUGCCUGGGCUUUCUCCAGGUAUUUCGGUUAAUUGGCUACUCUACAUUGCCCCUAGGUGUGUUUGUCUGUCUUUGUGUGCCCCUUUGUGAUUGUCCUUUUGGGUACCCCACAAGACUGGGUACAGCCUGGACUGGUCACCCACUAUCAGCUACCAUAGGUUCCAGCCUUUCACAACCCUACACAGAUAAGCGGAUAUAGAAAAUGAAUGAAUGGAUUAUCACUAUGUAGCUCAUUAUUAUUUAUAUCUUGAACACUUAAAUUAACAUUUUCACACAUUUAUGCCAAGGAUACAAGCUUCUAUGUCUUAUCAACAGUGUCAUUGUAGCACACUUUCCUUCCAAGCCUAUGGCACAUGAAGUUUUUUAUUUUAGAGGUGAGGUUUUGCUAUCACAUAGUGCAACCAUAAUUUUUAUGUAUCAGGAGAUGUCUUGGAUAGCUUCUACUUUCCCUAUAAAUAACUCUCUAAAUGUUUGGGUCCCCCUUGCCUCUGACAAGUUUCAGCCUCAAAAUUGUACAAAAUCCAUCAACAAUAACCAUAAAUGCCUGAGAUUUCCCCAAAAGUUGUGUCCAUACAGCUAGCCUCACCAUUUAAUGGCUGUGCACUUUGACUCACUUUGUAGACCAUGAUGACUCUUUGAAAGCCAAAAAGGUCAUGUUGACAAAUAAUUGAUCAUUAGUAAUGCUUUUAUUAAUGGAACACUGGUACACUAUGAAUCUGAUUUGUAAGCUUUUGUUGGAAAAGGUGUUUUCAGGGUGCAUUUUGUUGUGUUUUGGGUUUUUUUUUUCAGAAUCUUUACAUCUGUUAUAUUUACAAAUGAAUGAGUUAGGCUAAUUUGUGCAAGUGGAAAUGUAACUACUGAAAGUAGUGAAGUGUCAAGGAAGUUGACUAACACACAACCUAUACAAGAGCACAUUCCAUAUUUCCUCUAUUUUUAGCAGCACUUCCAGUAACCUGUGAUUGUGUGAGUCUGUUUCAAGUGUCUAAGCAAUAAUACGUGAAUGUCUUACUCACAUGGACUGUAUAAAAGUGGCAUAUGUAACCACAAGCAACCAGUUGAAUCUUGCAUUUGGCAUUUUGGCAUUCAUUUUUUUUUUCUUCUUUCUUCUUCUUUUUGACAUAUUUUGAUGAGAGACUGAGUCUGACUUUCUGAAGACCCUAGGACAAAUACACACCCAUCUAUACCUGCGUCCAAAUGAAUCGUUAGUCAAAGGGAGACAUGCCAGCAUAAAAGCAUACUUUCUUUAUAGUCUGCUUUAUUCUAAAUGGGACCAUAAUUUACAAAAUUGAUGUUAUGCUGUACUGAAGAAGACCGGAAACUCAUUAGGAAACUGUUAACUAAGGUAAUAAAUCAAUUGAGAAGAAGCUGUUUUAUUUCUCAUAAGCUUACAUACCAUCAGACUUCUUUUUGCAGCCAGUGGAGUUGCCCACUGCUGGCCAUUACAACUUUUCAGAUCCCAUCACUACAUGCACUUCUUUUACUGUAUACAAUUUAUGAAAAUUCAUAGGUGUUGGUCUUUUUCCUUUUUCAAUUUUGAUUGGGAAGUGCUGUGAAACUCAUUCUUUGAGCUGGUACAUGAAAAGGUGAACACUGAAGAAGUCAAGCACACCAAAUAUUAUUCUCCAAAAUUGAUACUAAACCACAAAGUGAGAUACUUUCUCCUUGCCAGGUGAAAGCACACUCAGCCAUUCAAAGGUUGCACGUGAUCACUGACAAAUUCCAUUGUAUUUUCUUUUUUUCCUGAGGACAAAACCAGACAAGGACAAUUUAUUUGAAAGAUAAAUGCUGUUUUACAAUAGGACAAAAGCUUUCAAUAGGGACACAAGGUCUGUAUGCAUUAGAAAUUUGUAAUUUCUUUUGUGGUUUUCUGUGCAAGGCUCGUACAGUUGAGGCGCCACAUGAUUAUACACAGUGUUUACUGUGCCAAACAGAGCACUGCUAUUGAGUGUUAUCACAUUUUUGUGAAAUGUUUUUAUAUGCAAUUUUCUACACUUUAUUAAAAAAACAGUCUGUAUAUAUUUGUGGAUGCACACAGAACUGUGUGUGGGUGUGUGAGAGAGGCAGAAAGAGUAAAUAAACAAGUUUAUUUUCAUUGACCUUUGACCUCUGGAGUGUAGUGUUUUGGGAAUAAGAUGCCAAGGUGUCCAACUGAACUCACAUGCAUUGUAUUCUAUGUUUUGCAAAAGGGUGUAACAAGUUGCUUUCACUGUAAAAGCAAUUUUCUGCCUAAAUUGUCUCCUGUACAUGAUGGUAUGUUUUAUUUUUUAAUACACUAAAUUAAAAUGUAAUAUUUAUGAAUUA
This is a messenger RNA of Scatophagus argus, 10323 nucleotides long. It is a transcript of the gene usp43a, whose product is annotated as ubiquitin specific peptidase 43a. Lineage: Eukaryota; Metazoa; Chordata; Actinopteri; Scatophagidae. Gene Ontology annotation, biological process: protein deubiquitination. The transcript has 16 exons. Gene Ontology annotation, molecular function: cysteine-type deubiquitinase activity. The coding region runs from base 1130 to 4804 and encodes 1224 amino acids. The record is from RefSeq and is a predicted model, not a curated record.